Molecule: messenger RNA, 189 nt
Organism: Sparassis crispa
Lineage: Eukaryota; Fungi; Basidiomycota; Agaricomycetes; Polyporales; Sparassidaceae
Exons: 2
Coding region: 1-189 (62 amino acids)
Source: RefSeq, a predicted model, not a curated record
AUGGGGGACUUCUUCAUUUGCCAGGCCCGCAGUACGCGACUCGAAGGAGGCGCUGGUUUCGUCACCCUUGCGGAGGUGGGAGUGACGGGUCUACCGUCGAAGCCCGGCGAAGCUAGAGGUCAGAGCGACGAACCGUCCUUGGAGGAUCAGGAUAUCGCAGAUCUACGAUUGAGCUCAAUGUGUGAUUAG